AAAAUUUAUUUGCUGUACUUAGUUAGGGUUUGCAACUACAUCAAUUCAACCGUUUCUCCGAAUUCCAAGACCCCAAUAUCGCUAAACACCACAGCUCGCCGUGAAAAGAAAAAUCCAGUCGGAGCGAGUUGCCGGCCGCCAGAAUCACUGUCCAGGUAGUAUCCCUGAAGAGAUAUCAUUUUGUAAACUGAGAAUACAACCAGUUUUUUUUUCCUUCCAAAUGGCACUGGUUGUAAUCUGUGGUCAGCCAUGCAGUGGAAAGUCUAAAGCUGCACUAACUCUAGCCGAAGCUCUUAAACAAUCACCGGAAUUGAAACAUCAAGUGAGAAUCAUAGAUGAAGCUUGUUUUCACCUUGAUCGGAACCAAAGUUACGCCAAUAUGCCAUCGGAGAAGAAUUUAAGAGGGGUUCUUAGGUCAGAAGUGGAUAGGUCUCUGUCAAAAGAUACUGUUAUUAUUGUUGAUUCUUUGAAUAGCAUUAAGGGUUAUCGAUAUGAGCUAUGGUGUUUGGCUCGUGCUGCGGGGAUUAGAUACUGUGUUGUUUAUUGUGAUGUUGAAGAUAACGAUUGUAGAAAAUGGAAUCAAGAGCGUAGGGAGAAAGGUGAAGGUAGUUACGAUGAUGUAAUAUUUGAAGAUUUGGUGAGGAGGUUUGAGAAACCGGAGAGAAGAAACCGGUGGGAUUCACCUUUGUUUGAGUUGAGAUCUUCGGAUUUUGGUUCUAUUGUAGAUGAUGUUGUCUCCUACAUUACCAAAAAGGUGGACUCGAAAACCCGUGAUGUGAAGAUAUUGCAACCGACAAUUGCAACUCAAACUUCACGUGUUUCGGAUGCUAAUUCUCUCUAUGAGCUGGACAAAGCAACGCAAGAGGUUACUAAUGCUAUAGCAGAAGCGCAAUCUCGUGAUCUUGGUAUGCUACCGGCUAAUGGUGUUUCUAUAGGGAAAGAUUUACCUCCAAUCAAUCUUUCAAGAUCAGUUGGGUUGCCUGAGCUUCGUAGGCUGCGACGCACGUUCAUGAAAUUAACAGGGCAAACAAGUUUGAGUGCGAGAGCACCUCCUUCGGAUUCUGAUAGUGCUAAAAGGAUGUUUAUUGAUUACUUGAAUAGGGAGCUUGGUACUUCAUGAAGAAAAGUAUGUUAUAGUAUUCUUAUAACUGAGUUUAUAUGUGUGUUUGUUUAACUAAAUAUGACAUGUUUCAUAUUUAAUUAGAGCAUUGUUUUUGAAUAAACUGUUUUAUCUCCCUACAGUUUUUCAUUAUACUAAGAUUGUUUUUCCCCAUACCAAAGCUGUGAUGUAAAGAUGAUAAUAACACUUGGUUCUUCUCACAUCAGAACAUGUCCUCACUAAUUAACAUCUUGUGGUUUUUCCUUGA
This is a messenger RNA of Lathyrus oleraceus (garden pea), 1367 nucleotides long. Its product is annotated as protein KTI12 homolog. The record is from RefSeq and is a predicted model, not a curated record. Bases 221 to 1120 code for a protein of 299 amino acids. The transcript has 2 exons. Lineage: Eukaryota; Viridiplantae; Streptophyta; Magnoliopsida; Fabales; Fabaceae.